UUUGUUCAAGACCAUAACUCGCCGCAGAACCCACCCCUUCCUUACAGAACAAAUCAGGCAACAUGUUCGCCCUUUCGGAAGAGUCCAAGGAGCGCAUUGGCAAGCUCAUCGACAUCUCGCGGGUCGUGGUUCACUAUGGCUACCUGCCUUUGAUCCUCUAUCUCGGCUACACUCGCAGCGUGCCCCGGCCUUCCGUCAUCCGCCUCCUCUCCCCGCUCUCCUAAACGACAAACAACGAAAUCGGAGUUAUGGGUAGAAAGUUUGGGUUAUACAUGUACUAUUGUUUGCAAGCGGGCUUGACUCUGGACGAACGAUGACGAGACGGCAUCCCGAAUGAGCAUAAAACGACUUACACCGGAGGAUCGAACAUGACUACGUGGGACACGGGCAGUCAUGAGAGGACUGGGACCGAGAGAUACCACGAUAACUGUACACUAUAAUCAAAGACAACUCUCUAUCGAACAGCCUUAGCGAAGAACAUCGAAGGGACAUCAUCCGUGGCAAGGAUGUAUCAUCAUGAGGCGACAUCUGAAUGGCAGUACUUGACUGGCUUAUAC
Molecule: messenger RNA, 557 nt
Organism: Neurospora tetrasperma FGSC 2508
Lineage: Eukaryota; Fungi; Ascomycota; Sordariomycetes; Sordariales; Sordariaceae
Exons: 6
Coding region: 63-224 (53 amino acids)
Biological process (GO): protein import into mitochondrial matrix; protein insertion into mitochondrial outer membrane
Cellular component (GO): mitochondrial outer membrane translocase complex; mitochondrial outer membrane
Source: RefSeq, a predicted model, not a curated record